Molecule: messenger RNA, 1686 nt
Organism: Trypanosoma theileri
Lineage: Eukaryota; Euglenozoa; Kinetoplastea; Trypanosomatida; Trypanosomatidae
Product: putative surface protease GP63
Exons: 1
Coding region: 1-1686 (561 amino acids)
Biological process (GO): proteolysis; cell adhesion
Cellular component (GO): membrane; cytoplasm
Molecular function (GO): metalloendopeptidase activity
Source: RefSeq, a predicted model, not a curated record
AUGAGCCGCUGGCAGCAUACAUUCUUACUUCUUACAGCAUUGUUGCUUUCCUCCGCCAGUGUGUGCUUUCUUGCCGAUGCCACCGCCACCUCCCCAGACGUGCACCACUGCAGCUUCGACGACGUGAUGUACAAAAAGGGUGUACAAAACAUUAUAAAGAUUGUACCCAAGCAAGGAGAGGAGAGUAUACAGCCAUACUUAGUUUCCACAGACGAUGAAUGGGGCACCAUCCGCAUCAAUGUGUCUAUGAAGGAUCUGCAGAGCGAAUCAAAGUAUUGUAAGAAGGGAGAUGCAGAAAAACGUGAAACCCGACCGGACUUCCUUGGGGGAAAUCUUCCGUGCACCAAGGAAGCAGAAAUUACUCCUGAAAAGAUGAAAAAUCUUACGGAUGUAAUUAUUCCUGAGGCUGUUAAGCUUCAUGCUCAACGUCUUGAAGUGGUACACGUGAAGGAACCAUUUAAAGUUCCCGAUUUCACCAACGAUGACAGUGUGUGUAAGUAUUUCACGGUGCCUGAGGACCACAAGGAGAGUGGAGUGCCCAAUGCCGAUAUGGUGCUUUAUGUGGCUGCUGGACCUGGAAAGACUUUCGCUGCCCCUUGUGCCACAGCAGAGGAUGGUCGCCCAGUUGUAGCUGCCAUGAACUUUGCCUACUUCAAUCUUACAAAUGUGAGGGUCUAUACUCGCUUUGCUGCACAUGAGAUUGCACAUGCUCUCGGUUUCAGCUUCUACCAGAUGAACAAGCUCAACAUGACGAGGGCCACCAAAAAUGUGGAGAGGAAAGUAUACGCGGUGGUGGUCAGUUCCACACGGACGAAGGAGGAGGCACAGAAGCACUACAACUGUACCACCAUUGACGGUAUGGAGUUGGAAGAUGAGGACACCGCGAAGGGGACGGUGUUGUCGCACUGGAAGAUGAGGAACGCGAAGGAUGAGUUGAUGAGCACACGUCAGAUGGCCAGCGCAGGACUGUAUACAGUGCUGACACUUUCUACAUUUCAUGAUAUGGGAUUUUACAGGGCAAAAUUUGAUAUGGCCGAGUCCAUGACAUGGGGAAGCAAUAUUGGAUGCUCGCUAAUGGAUGGGAUGUGUGUGAAUGAAAGUGAUACGAUCGACAGCUGGACAAAGAAAAAGUGGAAGGUUCCCAACUUUCCAUCACUCUUCUGCGACACUGUGAGGCACAGAUUCCCCUGCACAACAGACCGCCUGGGUGUUGGGACGUGCGAGCCGGAAGAAAAUAAGUGGUGGACGCAGCCAGAGGGGUGUCCAGUUGUUGUGCCUUAUUUUGACUCGUUGGACAGCAACACUUACAUCAGCGGCAUAUGCGCCGAUGAAAGCGCCAAACCCACGAUGGGAUCAAUCAAAGGCAGUGACGCGUGGUGCGUGGACGGAAAGGACCUGCGGUACAAGUACAGCUUCGACGACAUAUCCGUCCGUCUCGACAGCGUGUGUGCAAAGAUCAAGUGUGAGGACAAUCAAGUGAAGGUGAAAUAUCUUGGUAAUGAAAGCAAUUGGAUACUCUGCCCUGAAAACCAAUACAUCACCCUGGUAUCCGCUAAUUUUACUGCGGAAAGCCAGAUCAAGUGCCCCAAGUACAGUGAGGUGUGUACCAUGGCCCCUAACGGCAGCAGUCUUGUUGUUCCACAGCCUGCCAAGGAAAAAGAACCAAAAGAAGAAAUAGAUGACUAA